UUGCUGAAGGGAAGACAACAUGAAGACUUGGUUAAUCUUUUCGGUAUUCUUGUUGGUGAUUUUAACAACUUUUGUUACCGCGAAAAUCAAGAAACUCAGGGGAAACAAUCCUGGAUUAUGUUCAAGUAAGAACAAUGGUCAGGUUAUGGUGGUUCGAGAUCGACAAAAGAAACAUAAACUCCUGAUCUGUACAAACGACGAUGGAAUUUUUGGAUGGAGAACAUUGGAUGGAUCUAGUCCAACAGGUGAAUUUUUCAGUCCAGCCUACGACUGCACCAGCAUAUUGAACAAAGACCCGAAGGCUAAAGAUGGUUUUUACUGGAUCACACUUGGGUACAAAAUACCAAGAAAAGUUUAUUGUGAUAUGACUACCGACGGAGGGGGUUUCUAUUUGGUUGGUCGCAAGAAUACAUCGAUAACCUGGACUGUUCCUUCCAGCAACACUCCAGUUGAACCAUUUGGCGAUCCUCAUUGGAUAAGCUCAUUGGGCAAUGCACCAAUCAUUGAUUUUAGAGUUCAAGUUUCAAGUCAGGAAAAAUUUGAGGCAACAAAGGCACAUUGGUACUAUAGACUUCGAAAACCACGAGCACUUAAGAAUUUGAUGAUCAUAAAUAAAGGAGGAUGUAAGAAAUCGUCGCCAGGAAUAGGAGACGUACAGUUUGUGAAAAAUUUAUUAACCGAUACCGUCGUAACGCGAAACUUUCGUUGCUCGAAAUUUGGCGUGGCUCAUAACGCAAAGACACAAUUUGGAUGGGCUAGGAUGAAUUAUUGCUUGCAAAGGCCAUGUCGCUGGGGAUUUGCUUUUCAUCACAAAUUUCCUCUUCAAACCGACUACUCUGGGGCAUUCAGCUACAGCACAAAGAACAGGAUUUCCGGAAUAAAUUACGGAGCGACCGCUUUCAUUGGUUGCGACAAUGGCCAGUGUUGCGGAUGCUACGGACCAAAGAAUGGAACGAAGAACUAUUGCUUCAAAGAAUGUGAUUCACGAAAUGGUGGAACAGUCCGAGAAACUGUAUACACUUGGUUCUGGGUGAGAUCUGUUCUUCCGACAAAACUGUGGACUAAAUGCAUGCAUGGACUACAAAGUGAUCGAAAAUGGCGCUUCUGUGUGGUACAAACUUCUCGGUGGAAAUGAAUUACCAAAGAAGGGACGCUGUGCGAAAGGCAAGGCUCUUUACUACGAAGGAAUGUUGGUUGUUCCGGACAAUGCAACAGCAAAGAAAAUACCAAGUGUCGAAGGAAUGAUAGUGUACAGGAAAGACAACAACAAACUUUACGUUCAAGGCGAUAAUAAAUUAAACGCGUUGGCUGAGGAAAAGAAGAUAAUCAAAAUAUUGGAUAAAGAUAUUGCGAAAUUGGAGAGUAAAUUCGACAGUUUCAAUAAAACCUUGAAUAACAAAAUACACUCACGUUAUAUUUUGGCUUCCACAGUCCUGAAUGGUCAACCUGAAAGUUUUCUUAAGCAGUUAAAAGCAUGGUUUUCGUUUAAUAAUCUAAGAUGCUGUUGGAGAGCUUCACUGGAUGGCUGGGAUUCUCAUGUGUUUCAUUCGCGAUGUGACUAUAGAGGGAAAACAAUCACUUUGGUUAAAGUUGGGAAUUACAUCUUCGGUGGAUACUCACCUUAUUAUUGGGGUGGGUCCAGUGGUAGUUACCGAUCAAGCUCGAGCAGCUACGUUUUCUCCCUGCGCAACAAAUACAACUUGAGUCCAUUCAGAUCAGACGUCUACAGAUACAGCAGCAAUGCAAUUUACACAAACCCGUCAUAUGGACCAACGUUUGGUGGCGGACAUGAUAUAUAUCUCAAGCAAUGCUAACAAGAACAGAAAUUCAUAUUCAAAUUUUGGUCACACCUACCGUCCUCCAUCUGGCUACGGUUAUGGCAACAGUAAUACCAAAGCACUAUUGGCUGGUAGUUACUAUUUCACUCCCACUGAAGUUGAAGUUUAUUAUUAUGUGUGACAUUAGUUCAGCUAAUUUUGCGUGUAAUUAGCUUAAGAAAGUAAU
Dendronephthya gigantea is the source of this 2004-nucleotide messenger RNA. RefSeq lists its product as uncharacterized. The transcript has 13 exons. Bases 20 to 1135 code for a protein of 371 amino acids. Lineage: Eukaryota; Metazoa; Cnidaria; Anthozoa; Malacalcyonacea; Nephtheidae. The record is from RefSeq and is a predicted model, not a curated record.